UGGCCUUCUUUCUCUCUCCGAUUUUUUUUUGGUUCCGAAUUCUCUGAUCUAUAACAAAUACACGAAUAAAAAGCUGCCCUUCUUUUUCCCUUCUUCACGAACAACACCUUCUCUUUUGUCACCAUGCAGCCUGCACAUGAUAAUGCGUCGGUGCAUAGCCAAAACGAAGUUACCUUGACUUCAAAUGUAUAUCAAGACGAAAUAAAGAAAAUGGCCACCUGUGACGAGGAAAAGAAUGUAUCAUCCCUGGGACAACAGCAGCCUUUCCCCGCAGAUCAAAUUAUCGAAGAGGAAUCCUAUCCCGGCCUCGUCGAAUGCGCACCAUUCCCUACAUUGGCGUCCCUUCCUGAAAUCACACAUACAUUGUCAAAGACUAGAACCAAUCAGACUUAUAAGAGCCAGCGUGGUCGCGAAGAUUCCCUUAAAACGGCCACUGCCGAUCCAGAGGGACAGCUUCCGGUGGUCAAGACCAUCGGCGAGUACUAUGGCACCGAAGGAAUAAAAAACCCGGGCUGGUUUGCAGUCGUUGGAACCUUUCUCGUAAACUUUUUCGUCUUUGGCACGGUAUUCAGCUGGGGCAAUUUCCAACGACUCUAUCUUGAAAUCUAUGCCGAUCAAACGGACGAGUUUCGUAUUGCAUUCGUCGGCACGGCUGCUAACGCCAUGUUGCUUUCGACCGGUUUAUUUAUCGCUCCCUUGAUGUGCCGUCUGGGAAACCGUCGUUGUAUGGCCAUAGGCGCUGUCCUGGCGCCCCUUGGUCUCAUUCUUGCUAGUUUUGCUACCCAACUGUGGCAUUUGUAUCUGUCACAAGGUAUCCUCUUUGGUCUUGGAGGUUCAUUUGUGUUCUCGCCAUCCAUUACCUUACCUUCACAAUGGUUUAUCAAAAACAGAGCCUUAGCAACAGGCCUAGCGGUUUCUGGCUCUGGUAUCGGUGGCGUAUGUAUUUCUCCUAUGGCUCAAUCCUUGAUCACAACUAUUGGCUAUCGAAACGCGCUACGGGCGAUGGGUGGUAUGGGUUUUGGUCUCCUAAGUAUUGCAACAGCAUUAGCGGUGUCUCGGUACCCGCCAGCUCCGUCCAAUGGGAAGCCUUGGAAUGUUUUUGAUCGAUCUCUGUUAAGCUGGCCGUUUGCGUUCUUACUUCUCUUUGCGUUGUUGGUACCCUUUGGUUACGUUGCACCAUUUUUCUUGACACCUACCUAUGCGGCGCAUAUAGGUGUGGAUGCCUCCAGCGGCUCAACAUUGGUAUCCAUUAUGAGUGCUGCCAAUGCAGUUUGCCGAAUCAGUCUUGGGUUGGUAUCUCCCUUUACAUUCAUAGCAUAUAUAAACUUUUACUUACAAGAUCUGAUUUCGGCGUUUGUUAGAUACUUUGGUGACAGAUAUGGUCGUGUCAAUACUAUUGCCAUUUUUACAUUGCUGUCCGGCAUAUUUACUAUGGUUGUUUGGCAAUUCGCUACAUCCUACGGUGCCUUUGUCGCUUAUUGCGUUCUUUUCGGCCUUUCAGGCGGCGCUUUUGUAUCAUUGAUGCCUCCGGUUGUAGCUGACAUCGUCGGUAUUGAGAACAUUCAAAAAGGUGUUAGCUUUUCAUACUUUUUGACUAUGUUUGGCAACUUAUUGGGUACCCCGGUGUCAGGUAAACUUCAAAAACAGUUUGGAUGGACAGCAGCAGUUCAAUUCCCAGGUGCUAUGACGGUCGCUGCGGGUCUCUCGGCAGUCGUCAUCCGUUUCUUAUUGAAUCGUAAAUUUUUCGCCAAGGUUUAAAACACAAAACACAAUGACAACAAUUAUUCAUAACAUCCGAGCUAUCAGGGCUCAAAAGUCAGCAUUAU
Messenger RNA from Zychaea mexicana, 1826 nucleotides. Its product is annotated as major facilitator superfamily domain-containing protein. Gene Ontology annotation, biological process: transmembrane transport. NCBI's taxonomy places the organism in Eukaryota, Fungi, Mucoromycota, Mucoromycetes, Mucorales, Lichtheimiaceae. The coding region runs from base 124 to 1758 and encodes 544 amino acids. Gene Ontology annotation, molecular function: transmembrane transporter activity. Gene Ontology annotation, cellular component: fungal-type vacuole membrane. The transcript is spliced from 4 exons. The record is from RefSeq and is a predicted model, not a curated record.